This is a messenger RNA of Entelurus aequoreus (snake pipefish), 3402 nucleotides long. RefSeq names its product ras association domain-containing protein 10-like. The record is from RefSeq and is a predicted model, not a curated record. Gene Ontology annotation, biological process: signal transduction. NCBI's taxonomy places the organism in Eukaryota, Metazoa, Chordata, Actinopteri, Syngnathiformes, Syngnathidae. The transcript has a single exon. Bases 1682 to 2857 code for a protein of 391 amino acids.
CUUAAAUCUGAGGUGAUAUCAUUUAAAUAGAUUUUUAUCCAAGUUCAGGGAUGUCCUAGGGUGGUCCUAAAGAAGUAGGCAUUUUGCGGAGGUCUCAAGAAGGUAACAAAUACAAGAAUGUGUGUGUGUGUUUGUGUGUGGUUUUUUUUUUGUGUGUGUGUGUGUGCGUGCGUGUGUUUUUGUGUACAUGUUUUUGUGAGUGUGUUGUUUUGUCUGUGUAUUUUUGUGUGUGUGUUUUUGUGUGAGUGUUUUUUGUAUGUGUGUUGUUUUGUCUGUGUUUUUGUGUGAGUGUUUUUUGUAUGUGUGUUGUUUUGUCUGUGUGUUGUUUUGUCUGUGUGUGUGUUUGUGUGUGUGUUUUGUGUGUGUUCGCGCGCGUGUGGGUGUGCGCGUGUGUUUUGUGUGUGUUUUUUUUGUGUGUGGUUUUGUGUGUGUGUUUUGUAUGUGUGUGGUUUUGUGUGUGCGUUUUGUAUGUGUGUUGUUUUGUGUGUGUUGUUUUGUGUGUGUGUGUUUUUGUGUAUGUCUCUGUGUUUUUGUGUGCGUGUGUUUUCGUGUGAGUGUUUUUUGUAUGUGUGUUGUUUUGUCUGUGUGUGUGUGUUUGUGUGUGUGUUUUGUGUGUGUUCGCGCGCGUGUGGGUGUGUGCGUGUGUUUUGUGUGUGUUUUGUGUGCGUGUGGUUUUGUGUGUGUGUUUUGUAUGUGUGUGGUUUUGUGUGUGUGUUUUGUAUGUGUGUUGUUUUGUGUGUGUUGUUUUGUGUGUGUGUUUUUGUGUAUGUCUCUGUGUUUUUGUGUGCGUGUGUUUUCGUGUGAGUGUUUUUUGUAUGUGUGUUGUUUUGUCUGUGUGUGUUUUUUGUGUGUGUGCGCGCGUGUGUUUUUUGUGUGUGUGGUUUUGUGUGUUGUUUUGUGUGUGUUGGUUUGUGUGUGUGUGUGCAUGUGUUUUUGUGUAAGUGGGUUUUUUUGUGUGUGUUUUUUGUGUGCGUGGGUUUUAGUGUUUUUUUGUGUGUGUUUUUGUGUGAGUGUGUGUUUUGUAUGUGUGUUGUUUUGUGUGUGUGUGUUUUUGUUGUGUGUGUUUUUUGUGUGUGUGCCUUUUUGUGUUUGUCUGUGUGUUUUUGUGUGUGUGCUUUUUGUGUUUGUCUGUGUGGUUUUGUGUGUUGUUUUGUGUGUGUUGGUUUGUGUGUGUGUGUGCAUGUGUUUUUGUGUAAGUGGGUUUUUUGUGUGCGUGGGUUUUGUGUUUUUUUGUGUGUGUUUUUGUGUGAGUGUGUGUUUUGUAUGUGUGUUGUUUUGUGUGUGUGUGUUUUUGUUGUGUGUGUUUUUUGUGUGUGUGCUUUUUGUGUUUGUCUGUGUGUUUUUGUGUGUGUGUGUGUCAGAGAGAGAGAGAGAGAGAGAGAGAGAGAGAGAGAGAGAGAGAGAGAGAGAGAGAGAGAGAGAGAGAGAGAGAGAGAGAGAGAGAGAGAAGGUGGAUGACAGAAGGGGGCGUGUCCAAACUUCCCUGCAGCCUCCUGUUGUCUCCCACGCGUUCAGCUCGUCCCAACACAGACACGCAACUGUCCUGUCCUCCUGUCCACGGCGCUGCUGCUGCGUGGACACACUGUAAGUCCACGAGAAGACAUGAUGGAACUACUUCUAGAAGGAACUGUCAACUUUUGAAGAUUACUUAAAAAAAAAAAAAAAAAAAGACUAACUUGAGAUGGAGGCCGAGGAGGGGAAGAUCUCAGUGUGGGUCUGCCGGGAAGAGAAGCUGAUCUCGGGCACGACGAAGCGCACCACCUGCGCCGAUGUGGUCCGAGUCCUGCUGGAGGACCAGAACCUGCGACAAGGGGCCGCGGCGGGCAUGUUGUCCGGACCUUCCCAGUCCUACUGCGUGGUGGAGAAGUGGCGAGGCUUCGAGAGGAUUCUACCCACCAACACCAGAAUCCAGCGCCUGUGGAGUGCGUGGGGGAGCGAGCAGGGCAACGUCCGCUUCGUCCUGCUCAAGAACGACGCGUCCCUGCCCAGCAGCGGACCUCGCAGCGCCGAAGCCAAAGUGGUCCAGAGUCGGGAGAACUCCUGGGUGACCGGCCGGGACCCCGCCAGGACCCCCAACCUGUCCCAGGACCGGCAGAGGCGCAUGGUCAGGAAAGCCUUCAGGAAGUUGGACAAAAUGAAGCAAAAGAAGGAGCGGACGUCCGUGGACAAGAUGGAGACUUUGGUGCACCUGGUGGUCUCCCAGGACCACAGCAUCCGCCAGCAGGUGCGCAGGAUCCAAGAACUGGACCGGGACAUCGAGUCCUACGAGGCCAAAGUGCACUCGGAGCGCGUGGAGAGACACGGCGCCAACUACGUGCAGGACACGUACAUGCGCGAGGCAUGUACGUGCGAGGCGCUCGAGGAGCACGCGCGUCGGUGCGAGGAGGUGGCGCGCGUGCACGAGGAGCUGGCGGCGCGCGAGGCGCUCGCGGAGGACCUCGCCGGGGAGAUCCAGGAGGAGCUCAACCGGAGCUGGAUGAGGCGGCGGGGAGAUGACGUCACGGAGGAGAGUCGCGGCGACCAGGAGGAAGACCGGGUCAAAACCCAGCUGGACGCCAGCCUUUACAUCGGCCUGAGACUGAAGACGGACUUGGACGCCGUCCAGGCGGACCUGGACCUGAGUCUGGGGGAGUGGGAGAGCAAGGAGAGAGAACUGCUGGAGCUGCUGGCCAAAGUGGACUUUUGUGAGGAUGAGGAGGAUGAAGGUGCGGAGGGGUCAGGGGAGAAGGGCAGCAUGUGGGUGGAGCAGGCCAGGGGUCUGUCCAAGACCUGCAACGACGAGGACUCGGACACGGGUCUGAGCUCCAUGCACAGUCAGGACUCGGAUAACCCGCCUGUGUGCGAGUCUCUGGUCUGACUUGCAGAACAACAAUAUUUGCACAGUAAUACGCUCAACUUAAGUGCCAUAUGUUAGUGUACAAUAUAGAACAGGGGUAGUCCAAAGUGCGGCCCCCGGGGCCAAUUGUGGGACCCCGGCUCGUUUUGUUAUUGGAUUAGAACAUUCCACAAACAGGAUUUGUCCCGGUUCCAUUUUUUUCUUGAUGAUUUCUGUGCGUCUUGUUAGGAUUGACUGUUCCUCUACAAGCUAGGCCAGGGGUCGGCAACCCGCGGCUCUAGAGCCGCAUGCGGCUCUUUAGCGCCGCCCUAGUGGCUCUCAGGAGCUUUUUCAAAAAUGUAUGAAAAAUGGAAAAAGAUGAGGAAAAAAAAAAAAGUUUUUGUUUUAAUAUGGUUUCCGUAGGAGGACAAACAUGACGCAAACCUCCCUAAUUGUUAUAAAUCACACUGUUUAUAUUAAACAUGCUUCACUGAUUCGAGUAUUUGGCGAGCGCCGUUUUGUCCUACUAAUUUUGGCGGUCCUUGAACUCACCGUAGUUUGUUUACAAGUAUAACUUUCUCCGACUU